This is a messenger RNA of Solanum stenotomum, 1179 nucleotides long. RefSeq lists its product as uncharacterized. Gene Ontology annotation, molecular function: nucleic acid binding. The transcript is spliced from 4 exons. Bases 1 to 1179 code for a protein of 392 amino acids. Lineage: Eukaryota; Viridiplantae; Streptophyta; Magnoliopsida; Solanales; Solanaceae. Gene Ontology annotation, biological process: DNA integration. The record is from RefSeq and is a predicted model, not a curated record.
AUGGGUUCCCCUUGGCCAUUUGCUGCUUGGGGCAUGGAUGUUAUUGGACCCAUAGAGCCUCCCGCGUCAAAUGGACAUCGUUUCAUUCUGGUGGCUAUCGAUUAUUUCACAAAAUGGGUCGAAGCUUCGACAUACAAGGCAGUGACUAAGAAGGUAGUGGCAGACUUUGUUCGCAACAACAUAGUUUGUCGGUUUGGAAUUCCAAAAUCAAUCAUAACAGACAAUGCAGCCAACCUCAACAACGAUCUUAUGAAGGAAACUUGUGAAAGGUUCAAGAUUGCUUAUCGAAAUUCCACGGUUUAUUGGCCACAGAUGAAUGGAGCAAUUGAGGCCGCAAAUAAGAAUAUCAAGAAGAUCCUAAGAAAAAUAGUGGACAGUCAUAGGCAAUGGCAUGAAAAGUUACCGUAUGCUUUACUUGGUUAUCGUACCACAAUCAGAACGUCAACUGUGACAACUCCUUAUAUGUUGGUUUAUGGUUCGGAAGCAAUAAUAUCUUCCGAGGUGGAAAUACCAUAUUUAAGGAUUAUCCAAGAGGGUCGUUACAAGGUUGGUCUAGACGAUGCGGAAUGGAUACGUAGCAGACAUGAACAGUUGAUGGUCAUUGAUGAAAAAAGGAUGGACGCGGUUUGUCAUGGACAACUCUAUCAGAAUAGAAUGACCAAAGCCUUCAACAAGAAAGUCAGACCUCGACAGUUCACACCGGGGCAGUUAGUAUUGAAGAAGAUCUUUCCUCACCAAGGAGAAGCCAAAGGGAAAUUUGCACCAAAUUGGCAAGGACCCUACAUGAUUCAUAGAGUACUCUCAGGAAGAGCGGUAAUCUUAGCAGAAAUGGAUGGAAGAGUUGCAAAUACAAGGGUGCGACAGAAUGCAGCAGACGAGGUUGCUUCUUCUAACUCAAACGUGUGUAGGACGAGGGGCAAAUCCAAAGAGUUUACCGAUACAACCUUAUAUUCUAAGUCGGAAUUCAAAUCUUCAACUAAUGCUCUUCGAAAGAAUCCGAAGAAGAUUCUUGAAGAGUCUGAGUUUCUGAAGUUUAUUGUUGAUUCAAUAAAAAAUGUCGAUGAUCGUAAUAACGUCACCCCUCUAGAAGAGAAGGAACAUGUUUCUGUCAAAGAAACACUUCCUUUAGUAUUCCGAUUUGAAGAUGAGGAACCUCUUCCCCCAGAGAAAGAAGAAUGA